Messenger RNA from Varroa destructor (honeybee mite), 4235 nucleotides. RefSeq lists its product as uncharacterized. The record is from RefSeq and is a predicted model, not a curated record. NCBI's taxonomy places the organism in Eukaryota, Metazoa, Arthropoda, Arachnida, Mesostigmata, Varroidae.
UCGGCGUUUUGAGUUUUGAUGGCACCGCAAAGAAAGGUGCCGAUACACAUGUAAAGUAGCUAUUUUUGAUAUCUUACACUGGAGGAGAAACUUCUUGGACGAUCGCAGCAAAGCACGACUUAUAUUCAUCUCAAUCAUUGUACGAUGCGUUCGUUUGUUGGAUAGCUCGUGCUGUGCACUCCAAAGAGCUUAAUUUGUUUGCCCUUGAAAUAGGUAUGCAUAUAUUCCAAACUGAGAUGUUAGGCCAUAAGCGAGCAAGUGGCACAAGGCACGUCGAAGACAAUACCAUCUGUAAGCUUAAGAGCCAGCUUUGGCGGAUGUAAACCAUUAAAUGUCAUACCAAUCAAUAUCUACCGGCGUGGCGACGAAUUGACCAUUUGGCCUUAACCUUCCCUCCAAGUAACAAGUCAUCCAAACAGUGGGCAAAAUGGAAAUCGACAGCUUCACUUUCAUCAAAUUUAACAUACGUGUAUGUUUUCAAGUUGCCGCACAUUCACCAACAAGGAGUACUAUAAAAUUAAAGCGAGUAAGUCCACAAACGUUCAAACACUCAACAUCUUGUACCUCGAUCUACUUGUUCGGGUCGUGCCUUAUAAAGGCGACAGCAAUGGAGAGUCACCGAAUACCUUUUUUGUUUGCUAAACAAUACGACAGGGUGCCAAGAUCUCUACUCCAUGUUUCAAAUAAGCGCUAAAAUUGCUCAACGCCAUCCGUGGUGGCUAGCCAGAUCGAAAUUGAAACGAAGAUUGAGCGUCACACAUUGUCUUCGCUCAAGCUAUGUACGAUCCUAAACAGAAUAGCUUCGUAGAAGAACGUUCAACACUGUUUGCGCGUACGCAAUAAAACAGAACUGUAAAUGGUCUAACAAGCUUAACUGAUAGAAAAAUCUCAAUGAGUAUCUUAAAUCAUUUGCUUAGUGAUACUAGUUUAUUUGUGUGACAACGACCCUACCUCACACUAAAGAACAAGUUCAAGCCCUGGUGUGCAUGAACCAAAAAGCUAUCAACUUAAAAGGAAAACUUAAAAUUAUCACGGCAACAUAAGAUAGCUAAGUAAGUAAAAGGACAAAUAGAAUUGCCAUUAAUGAAACGUUGUUUUAUUACUACACGGUAACAAAAUUGCACCCGACCAGGCUGCUAAUACUAUAAUAAAGUUGCUAUUCACCAUUUCGCUAUACCUAUGACUUUAAGAAUGAGUAAAACUAUAUCGUGUCCCUUAUGUUCAUUGGAUUAGUAGACGAACUAAACUUAAUGAGAUUUUUUUUUGUUUCGUUCGGAGGAAGAGUGUCGCUAUUAGAGUCGGCUCAAAAAUACAAGUCAAACAAAAUGUAAUAUUUUAUUCAAUCUAUACAAUUAUUCAUUGACAAUAUUUUAUACAUUUCCUAUCCGAUGACUUUUUAACUCAUUUUAGACUACUCAUAAGUUACGCGACGUUUAAAAAAUUGCCCAACUUAAUUUGAGAUCAUUAGCUAAACUAGACAGUUUCAAAGGCAGCGUUCCAUUGUUUUCCUUUCUUGUUAUGUAAAUGCAUAGUCGGAUAGUAAAGUUGAUUAUAAAAUAAACCGAAAUACUGUACGCAGUAAUUCAAAACACGGCCGCACUAUGGCACGUAGCCUUGCUUGCGCGUGCGCAGCAGCCUCGUUGAGUGACGAGCGAUAGAAUAAUGCAUUCAUUUUUGGCACAGUCGUCUGCUAAGAACUCUGGAUCGGCGGUCAAAGUGCAUGAGUAGACCACCAGUUCUAACCGUGGAGUCGAACGAAUCCGUUUGGAGAAAAACUUUCGUGUUUCAAUCGUUUACUGUGUUUGCUGCUCCCUUUACCUCUGUCGACAAUAGCUCAGAAGUCAUGUCUGAGCAGGACACUAAAGCCAGGCUUGCGCAGGAACUGAAUAAGGCCCGGAAACUCCUGUUGGCCGCUUCGGUUAAACCGUUUUGGAAAGAAAUACCACUUGAGAAACGUUUGGAUCUCGCCCGAACCCUCGCAAAGGACGAGAAUAUUAACUACUUGGCAGCCCAGAUUCAAUUAGCAAAACCCAUCGCCAACGAGAUUCCACCAUGGGACGAUGACCGUGAUCUUCAUGAGUGGCUUGAAUUGGAAGCAGAGGCAGUACGUGCAGAGCGUGCGAGACAUGAGCGCGCCGCUGCACAGGCUACCGCGAGACUCCGGGAAGCAGAAAGACGAUAUGAACAAUAUGUCAUUUCCAAACAGCAGGAAGAGGCUGCAGUGGAUGCUAAAUCAACUCAGUCUCGAAAGAGUGAAACUACUGGAAAUCCACGUCAGGACAGCUCAGCGACGUGCGCGCUGCGAUCGUCAGCCCGGAUUCGUCGCUCACUCUCCAAAGACGACCUCAGCCGAAAGGGUUGUAAUACCAUUGGUGACAACCGAAAAUCAACAACAGGUUCUCCUGGUCUUCGACGUCGACCCUCAUUUGUUGCCGAUACAUCACAGUCGCAGAUUGAGAUUCACAUGACCUGCUCGAACUGCCGAGUAAACAACGAGGCCAUUAUAAAUACACAAGACCUUGCGGCGAUUGCGCAACCGUUGGAUGAUUUGGCUCUAAACAAUGUGGUAACGUCGACUCCGCAUGUGGGUCAACGGGUGCGUGAGAGGCUAUUCAAUGAGAAUACCGUUGAAACUGCAAUUUCUCGAAGAAGAUCCUCGUGUGUUCAUUUUGAGGACGAAAAGAUCAUCAUGUUAAACAAGGACCGCACUUUUCAGAUAGGAACGUCAGAAGACGGCGUAGAGAAAGAAAACCUAAAUCCUCAUCAAAUCGAACGCCAUAGACGGCUUGCUAUGGAUGACGUUGGUGAUGGACCUGAGGAAGCUGUUAAUCGAACUGUUGUCAAAGCUGAUUCCUCUAGAGAUUCCUUAACGAAUAAGCCGGCCGACAUCACUACAGUGGUUAGAAAGGCCAAAGCGACCAUCGUUAAAGAUCGUAAUUUACAAAAAAGCGACACACGUAGCGCUCAAACUGUUGGAGUUAAAAGUGCGGUACCGCGGAUAGCGCAACCCCGAAUUGGGGGACCAGCUCGAAGCAGGCUUGCCACAGCCGGACCUGUUGCUGCAAUCGGACAAGAUCGCCCGCCUACGAGAAACCCUGCAACUGGCUCGACUACUAGUCGUAUUGGCUUCGUCAAACCGGUGUUACCAUCAAAGACUUCAGCUCUGCCUGGAGCAACAAGCAAUCGGAGGCCAUUUGGGUCUACCGGUACAAGGGACGUACCCAGUACUGGCUUCACUCGGUCCGGCCCUGGGGCCAAACCGUCAAAACCCGCAACAGGCCCAAAUAGAGCUCCCCAAAUUGGAAAACGUAGCUAAGAAUGAGCAACGAGAAAUUAGUUAUUUAGAAUGUUCAGAGUGGUGAUAUCGUAUAUUUUACAAGGACGUUUUAGUAACAACCAAUGUUAGCUCUACAAUGUAAAGAAAAUUAAAGGGUGACGUUUUGUUUAAUAAAUUUACGCAUAAGUAAUAUGUGAAUAGCCUGUUAAUCGGUUGAAUUUAUGGUUAUUUAAUGAUAUAUUUAGAUUUCGUGUUAAAGCCUACUGAUCGUAAUAUGUAACCAGGUAAGUUAAUUGUAAUGCGUAAGAAGUGCACGAUAGAAUUUAUGGUUGUAGUUCGCAUCGGUUCCUGUAUAGUUUUUUUGGACUUGUUUUACAGCUUGGGGAAAUCAAAAGUUACAUACUGAAGAACAUGCGAACAACAGGAUUGUAUGCUGAACAUCGUAGGCUAAUCUGCGGUACUAAAAUUAAAAAAAGACAAUAGAAAAUCUAACAAUAGGGUCAAUAUUACCCGCCAUAAGUCAGAUGGGUGUAUGAUUUUUAGGCGUAUAACAUUUGUGAAUUGCGUUGGUACAUACCGGAAAUUAUAACCUACACUUCUACAAACUGAUACAGUAUUAAAAAGAACCCAAAGUUGAGUUGUUGUUGUUAGAAAAUGAAGUAUUUUAGUGUAGUCUUCUAUAUACGUAACCGAUUGGAAAUUUCACCGUUUGCGUUUCAGAAGAGCUCUGCGCUUUGUAUAUUCACAAAAACAUUGCCCAUCAAGUUGCACCAAUUCAGCAUCCGAACCUACAAUUCGCUUUGUUGUAAAGUGGGAUCGCAUUAGCCUAAAGCCUUACUUUUUCAAUGGAGACGCCAUAUCUUCGACAGGCCUGGGUUCACAAUUACCGCUCCUAACUUCCUUUCCUUUUUGAUAUUCGUCGUAUUUUGGAGCAGAUACUGUACUGGUAUGCAGGCCA